ACGAUUAGAAACCAUGACAAAGUCCACCGUGGGUAAAAAUCUUUGUAGAGAUCUGUACGACGUUCUUUAAAAGGCGAAAUCAAAACUAGGCAUCCUCUUACUUUGUCAGUAGAAAUUUGUUACACUGCUUUUCAGUUUUACUAACGUCCCAUUCACGCAUCCUAGAUCGAGGCGGACCGAAAAGACAGCCGACAUCCUCUAAAAAAAUCCACAGUCCUGCGGUUGUGCAGUUUCCCAGUCAGCCCUGCCCAUUUAACGUCACGUACAGAUCCAGUACGAGAAUGUACGCACGAUGUUUUCCACAGGGAAAUAUAAUAACCAACAUCAUAACCGUCAUGGAGAGGAGGAAAUCAGGUCCAGAAUCGGGCUUGCUUACCUAUUCUUGUACUAUUUGCUGCAGUUCUGUGGACACACGUGGAUCUUUGCAAACAUGUCUGCCAGGUUUCUCUCCUUUGGCAGUGACGCUUUAGCUGGCACAUUCUAUUUUGUGGGAGUGAUGAUGAGUUUAUGCCAGCUUCUGUCAAUACUGGAGCUUUUCCACAUAGCAGACGGACUUGAAAACUGCAGACUUCUCCCUCGUUUUGUCCAGGUGAUGGAGAGAAAUUUAAUUUUAUUCCUGAUCAUCAAUCAGGAGGAGUUUCAGAGCAGAACUAUAGUGUGUGUGCUGUUUUUUCUGUGGAAUGUGUCGGGCCUGCUGAGGUACCCCUGCGAGCUGCUGCGUCUCAUCAGCACCCCGGCGCCCAGCCUGCUAUGGGCACGUUACACUCUCUCCGUCCCCGUCUACGGCCUGUCGGUGAUCGCGGAAGGGAUCAGCGUUUUGCAGGCGCUGCCGUAUUACGAGUCGCAGGGAAAUUCCUCUGAGCAGCUUCAUGUCCCCGUGUCUGUAUACGUCCAUUUCCCAUAUCUGCUUAUGGCUUAUCUCCCAUUUUUAGCAUUAGGGGCUGGCAUAACAUUCCGAAUCUUACUGCAAGAGCGGAGACAGUCGCUUGUGAGCAUGAAUAAGAAGACAAAGAGGGAAUAAAAGAAGAGGAAAUAACACUUUUGUUGAGGACAUAAGCAAGCCAAAAUGCAUUUCUGGUCACUUCUCCUUUGUAGAUCGCUCAAAGUGGAUGCAUAUGGUAAAUCUAAUACAGCACAUAUGAUGUGGCUGUUGAAUUGGGAUGCAUUAAAGACUAAAUAUCACACAAUGUAUGUAAAGAAUUAGUCAUAGUUCAUUAAAUUUACCAGCAAAAAAAAAAAUUUGUUUGCCACAUAAAUGCAUAUACUGUGUAACAGUGUUUUAACAUAUUAAAUGAAAAGGUAUUUGAAACUA
Messenger RNA from Electrophorus electricus (electric eel), 1312 nucleotides. RefSeq names its product 3-hydroxyacyl-CoA dehydratase 4 (gene hacd4). Gene Ontology annotation, molecular function: 3-hydroxyacyl-CoA dehydratase activity. Lineage: Eukaryota; Metazoa; Chordata; Actinopteri; Gymnotiformes; Gymnotidae. Gene Ontology annotation, cellular component: endoplasmic reticulum membrane. The record is from RefSeq and is a predicted model, not a curated record. Gene Ontology annotation, biological process: fatty acid elongation; very long-chain fatty acid biosynthetic process; sphingolipid biosynthetic process.